AUGGCCGAUAUCAAUGAAUUCUUUAUUUGCAAAUUGUGUAAAGGCUAUUAUCGAGACCCGUACACUGCGAAAGAGUGUCUGCAUACCUUCUGUCAUGGCUGCAUUCGAGGAUUCUAUCUGCAUACAUCAUCGUGCACUUGUCCGACUUGUGGUGUGAAUCUCGGUGCCAAGCCGUGGACCCAAUUCAUCCCUGAUCCAGCUAUAAAAGAGCUCUCUGAAAAGUACUUGCCAGACUACCGUGAAGCUGAAGAAACGGAAGAGCAAGAGUUUUAUGCAAACUUUGGUAUCAAGCGCAAACAACCUGAUACACACAUGAUUCAGUUUGAGCUGUAUCCACAGCGCGGUUCCGAUGUUCCUCUCUUCCUCCACCUUGGCGAGCUGAAAGCUCCGUGUAUGAACACGCAGUCUUUUUUCAAGAUCAUGUAUCUGCGCAAGUACCUGGCUAAGAAGCUGAACAUUCUGAAGCCUGAGGAGAUCGAGAUUCUAUGCAACGGCGCGGUUGUCGGUCCAGAAUACUCGCUCGAGUUUAUCCGACGAACACGCUGGAAAGCGGACUCCAAGAUGAUUCUCGAGUAUCGACGUCAGAUAGUUGCCUCCUAG
Molecule: messenger RNA, 600 nt
Organism: Peronospora farinosa
Lineage: Eukaryota; Oomycota; Peronosporomycetes; Peronosporales; Peronosporaceae
Source: the annotation of a GenBank genome assembly